AUGGCUAGUCAAAUAAUGUUCAACUCUAUGAAAUGGUCUCUUUAUCCAACCGACUCUUUUGAGCACUUCACAUUUGAGGUGCCCUUGUUGAAUUACACUUUGCCUCACGUCUAUCCAGUCUUUGCCAUUACACAAGACGAGGAACCUAUUGUACACGAUUCCCCCAAUCUCAAUAAUAACGGCGGUAUUUUAGCCAACUUUCGCGGCCUCACCCUUGCUCUAUUGCAAUCGAUUACCACGUCGGGUCUUAUCGGUUACUACGGUCGCUUUCUGGGCUUUAAAUAUCACAUCUUCGCAAGAUUGCUCCGUUCCCUUUUAAUGGUUCAGUUCUCCACACUAUGGUUGCACCUCGUCAUCGCUCAAACCGACCGGCCGUUCUGGAGCCGUGUGCCUCCCUUUAAGCGUACUUUACAGGCAACCUGGCGAGCGACUAUCCUUCACUGGGCUGCAGUAGAGCUUACGGGGCUGUUUCCUUCCAUGGUCGCUUCGCGGAUGAAUAUUGAUUGGCCCUCUCCCGGUCUCUUUGGGCCGGACAAUACCUACAGCUUUCGCCUAGACAUGGCCGCUGGCGAUGCUAUCUUCUAUUUCAAGUGUGCCGCCGUCAUUUUCGCCACCGUCGUCGGCUCCAUAUCGUUGUCCCUAGCUUCUCUUCUCCCUGUGGAAGACAGCACCAUUAUUCCCUUUGACCGUUCUUUCAAGGGUCGGCGGGGGUUGAUAAUUCUUUCCUUUAAGAUCAUCAUUCUUUCUCUGUCGCUGAUCUUAUUGAUGUGCGCGGUCAUCAGUUUGCAGUGGGUUAUGAUUGUGACGCAAUCUAUGGAGAUAAACGAGUAUCUCUAG
Molecule: messenger RNA, 837 nt
Organism: Trichoderma harzianum CBS 226.95
Lineage: Eukaryota; Fungi; Ascomycota; Sordariomycetes; Hypocreales; Hypocreaceae
Exons: 5
Coding region: 1-837 (278 amino acids)
Source: RefSeq, a predicted model, not a curated record